GGUCACUUCCGUGUUUACAAACUUCGUCACGAUCAUGAGAGAGUGUACAAAGAAAUAUCAAUAGCUCCCGAAUUAACUCACGUCACGCCAGAAUAUUAACUCUAGUCUGUGUCCAUAGUUUGUGUCAGAAGAAAUAAAGCACCAUGUUUAAAAAGAAACCAACCGUCCAAGAGCAAUUGAGAGAAAAUGAUAGAACAAUGCGUAAAACCCAGAGGGAUCUCACGAGGGACCGUGGGCAGCUUGAGAAAGAGGAGAAGAGAAUUGAAAUGGAAAUCAAGAAAGCAGCAAAGCAAGGCAAUAAACAGGCAGCGACAGUCUUAGCAAAACAACUAGUGGCAAUUAGGAAACAACAAACCAAGAGUUACUCUGUAGGAUCCAAAAUAUCGGCGAUAGGCAACCAGCAAAAGUUGAUGCACUCUAACAUGAAAAUGGCCGGAGCCAUGGCAACAACUACCAAGACGAUGCAGCAGAUGAACACAGUGAUGGAUCCCCAGAAGACGGCCAAGAUGAUGCAGGAGUUUGAGAGAGAGAACAUGAAGAUGGGCAUGUCUGAGGACAUGAUUAACGAUACACUGGACGACAUUCUUGGAGAAUCGGGAGAUGAGGAGGAAUCUGACGCUGUCGUCAGUCAGGUUCUGGACGAGAUCGGAAUCGAGAUCACCGGCAAGAUGGUACAUGCGCCAGCUGCUCCGAGUAAAGGUCUCGGGGAGACGUCGAAAUCUCGGGUAACGGACGACGACAUAGAGAGACAGUUAGCCGCCCUGAAGGAUCUAUAGCGUCCUACCUCCGUACAGGGCAGGGGAAUUCUGGGAGAAUUGUUUCAUCCCCCCUCCCUUCCUGGUCUCAUGUGAUAUCUAGGUCUUAACAUUAAUCUAUUUUAAUUUUACGUGGCCUUUGGAGUGGACGUGAUGGAAUACAAAAUUUGCGAUGUGAGAGAUUCCAUGAGGAUUAUGAUGUCAGUCUGUUAAAAAGAAACACAACGUUUACUGUCAAGCAUAGAUCUUGAUUUCUUUGUAGUCUGAAAUUCUGUGUAUCAAAAUUUGAGUGGAUUGAAGCAUUGUUUUUUUUUUCUUGAAAACAAAUUCACUGUGUUUAAUUUUUAGAGAUUUAAAAAGAAUGCAUAAAAAAUGAUGUGACGAAUUGUUUCUACUCUCUUUAACAAUUCAGAGUUAGAUUCAGUCAAUGAUUAUCAUAUUUCUUAAAACUAAUCCUCGUUUAUGGUAUUUUUGAUGUGUGUCUGUGCAAGUAAGAUUUAUAUGUGUUCUACGAACAUGAACUAUAAAACAAUUUUGUAUAUACAAAUUAUUGUAAGUUAUGACGUAUUUACUGUGUGUAGGUUUAGUUUUACCAUUUUUAUUUCAGUCUACAUAUCCAAAUAUAUACAAUGUUUGAAACAGGUGUUUGAAAAGGAAUUGAAAUUUGUGAUGAAAAUCGAUAAUGAUUUCAACGACAGAGCUGUGUGUGAGUGCAGAGUGGGUGAGUGGUUCAUUGUAUUGUUGUGUAUUGUCUUCUGAAUGUAUCUUUUAUUAUUCAACAAAAUUGAUUUCAUUGUUAUUAAAAUGUUGAUAGAAG
Magallana angulata is the source of this 1572-nucleotide messenger RNA. RefSeq names its product charged multivesicular body protein 2b-like. Gene Ontology annotation, biological process: late endosome to vacuole transport; protein transport; endosome transport via multivesicular body sorting pathway. Lineage: Eukaryota; Metazoa; Mollusca; Bivalvia; Ostreida; Ostreidae. The transcript has 8 exons. Gene Ontology annotation, cellular component: multivesicular body; ESCRT III complex. Bases 144 to 776 code for a protein of 210 amino acids. The record is from RefSeq and is a predicted model, not a curated record.